Medicago truncatula (barrel medic) is the source of this 627-nucleotide messenger RNA. RefSeq lists its product as uncharacterized. Bases 1 to 627 code for a protein of 208 amino acids. NCBI's taxonomy places the organism in Eukaryota, Viridiplantae, Streptophyta, Magnoliopsida, Fabales, Fabaceae. Gene Ontology annotation, molecular function: RNA-DNA hybrid ribonuclease activity; nucleic acid binding. The transcript has a single exon. The record is from RefSeq and is a predicted model, not a curated record.
AUGUGCCUCAACAAUGAAGUUUGGUCCCAAACUCGUCUUAUCAAUAACAUCCACAACUUUGUUGACACUAUCAUUUCGUCCUUCAAUCAAGAAGAUUUGAUUGCCUCUCCUGAGCGUUUUGUUAAGUGGAAUUGUGGCAAUCAUAUUUGUAGCAUUCUGAAUGUAGACGGAAGCUGUAAUGGAACUCCUAUUUGUACCGGUUUUCGUGGUGUGUUCCGCAACAGUUUUGGUUUCUUCCUCUCUACCUUCUCAGGUUCGAUCACUCACUCUAACGAUAUUCUGCUGGCUGAGUUAACAGCAAUCUAUCACGGUCUUAGGUUGGCAAGAAACAUGGGCAUCAAUGAUUUGGUUUGUUACUCAAAUUCUCUCAUUUCCAUCAAUCUCAUACAGGGGGACACUCAGUACUAUCAUGUUUAUGUUGUCCUAGUUCAAGACAUUAAGGAGCUUUUGACCAUUGGUAAUUUCUCUCUUCAGCAUACUCUCAGAGAAGACAACCAAUGUGCGGAUUUUUUGGCCAAAUUAGGGGCGGUUUCAGAUGUUGACAUCAUUAUUCAUCCUACUCCUCCAGCAGACCUCCUUAGGCUGUUAAGGAGUGACACUUCGAGAGUCUUUUUCCCAAUGGCGUAG